Messenger RNA from Alosa sapidissima (American shad), 1460 nucleotides. RefSeq lists its product as uncharacterized. Bases 420 to 1316 code for a protein of 298 amino acids. The transcript has 3 exons. Lineage: Eukaryota; Metazoa; Chordata; Actinopteri; Clupeiformes; Clupeidae. The record is from RefSeq and is a predicted model, not a curated record.
UCUCCCAAGUCCCUAAAGCCUGCUCAACGGACCAAUGGUUGAGCCCUGUUGUGCAAAGUUGAGGAACGACAAGCCAAUCAUUGAGCCCUGUUGAGGAGAGCUGAGCAGCGAUCAGCCAAUCAGAGACCUCUGUUGUGGAAUCGUCAUUCGAGACUGAGCUGUGUUAGAAAAAUUCUGGCGGCCAUCUUUUGUUAAUGCAGUCGGCCGUUUGACAGAUUUGACAGACUAAUAUUUUUAUUCUCAGAAAGAAUGGAGAGCCAUGAUUCAGGUAAACUGCUGCUGCUCUCCACGACCACGACCGGUCCGGCGCCAACUUCGUCAAGAAGUACGAGUCCAGGUGGGGCUACACCCUCUUUGGUCGUUGCCUCGGAGCCGACACGCCAGAGACCAGCGCAGCCCAGAAGACCAAGUUUGGCUGGAUGAGGUACCCCCAAGCAGCGCAGGUGACCGAGGAGAGCCGUCUUCUGUACCUCCUGAUUAAGAUGCUGCAGCACCAUCCCACCUGCAGCAAAUUCCACUCGUCUCCCAGCAAGCUGACCUCAUCCAUCAAAGGCCAGUACAAGAGGAUUGCCGACAGAGUGAGGGACGACCCGGUCGUGGGCAGCCUCGCCAUCCCGCUGCCCAACAUAAACGUCAAGUCCAUCAGCAACUUUUUCAGGAGGGAGGAGAAGAUGGCCAACUUCAGGGCAACGGUCAGGCCAAGAGUGAAGACUCAUCGGAAUGUUCUGUCAGGCCAACCAAUGCCUGAUGCCCCUGCUCUGCCGUCGUCACUGCCACCACCAGAUAGACCUCAGGUGCAGUACCAGGAGCCUCACCAUGUCGCUGGCAAAAGGCGUGGGGAAAAGCGGAGGUUGGACUUUGAAGACCCACAGCCAGACUGUCAACCAGGGCCUUCAAACCGCUGUAUCCAGCCCAAGCCUGCCACUGCAUCCUACGUGCCAUCUGCCGUGGCAAAAGCACCUGUCCUCCUGGUGCUGCCAACCCAACCACAGGCUCCAUCAGUGAGGUUGCUGCCAUCUGCCAACCCAGUCUUCCUCCCUGUCCUCCCACCCUGUCCUCCCGCAGUGAAACCUGUUAUGCCCAACAAGUCCAAUAAGCCAUGUGGGGCUUGCAAGGUGCCGCAGUGUGGGGGGCAGCGGAAGAAAUACACCCCUUCCAAAGACAAGGUGGCUGGAAGCAGCCAGAAAAUCUUCACCUUUUGUCCCUCCACCAAUAUGUCCACCACAUCUGGCUUCGAAGGUGUAACAUACACCAGCUAUGAACACUUUAAAACUGUGGUGGAUGGGGAACUGGAGAAGAGGAGAACCACCCUCUAAACCUGUUGUGGGUUGCAAUGACUGUCACACACACUGACACACACACACACACAUACUGACAGACACAUACACGCUCACACACACACACACACACACACACACACAUACUGACAGACACAUACACGCUGACACACACACACACAC